GCUGUAUAUAUACUCCUCGUCUGACAUGGGUUUCUCUGGAUUCGCCACUUUCCCUGGGUAUACUCAGAUUUAUUCAAUAUGUCUGAGUUAUCGUGGACAUCUCCAGACUACCCACUCGAGCCUUACAACGGACCACCUCGGAAUGUCGCAUACAUAGAUAAACUUAAGUUCGACGAGAAACUGCAACCAAAAUCAUACAGCAUUGCAGGAACACAUCCAGAGUCAAAGGUCUUGAUUACCGACAUUCAGAUAAUCGAUGCAACCGGGAAAGCUCCUUAUCAUGGAGAUGUACUAAUCACAGGAGAGCGGUUCACGCAUGUCGGCGAGGUCCCUGGAAAAGAAGACCUAAUCAAAGACCCCAAGGUCCGAGUAUUCUAUGGCAACGGCCGUACUUUGAUUCCCGGUCUCGGAGAUGCACAUACCCAUCUGAGCUGGAAUGGGGGGGAUCUCGGCCGGUUGGGCGAGUUGGGCAUCGAAGAGCACACGCUCUUGACGGCGCGGAGUGCCCGGAGUUUCAUUGACUCUGGGUAUACCAUGUGCUUUGGUGCUGCGUCCGCAAAGAAGCGACUAGAUGUGGUUGUCCGUGAUGCGAUCAAUGCUGGAGAUAUACCAGGGCCGCGGUAUCUUGCCAAUAGUCAAGAGAUGGCUCGACGAGAUGGUGACUUGGUGCCUGGGAUUACUGCAUACGCCGACGGGCCGGAUGAAAUGCGUCAGGUAAUCCGCGAACAUGUUGAGUUGGGUGUCGACCAGGUCAAGCUGUCGAUGUCUGGAGAAUCGAUAACUGAGAUCCGCGAUGCAAUGGACUGCUAUUUCAGUGACGAAGAGACAAAGGCAUGUGUAGAUGAGGCCCAUAAGCUUGGAAUCAGGCUCUGCGCCCAUGCUCGGGCUCGAGAUUCCGUCAGACAGUGCAUUGAGCAUGGGGUAGAAAUCAUAUAUCAUGGAUCCUAUAUUGAUGAAGAAGGUGAGGACAUAGAUUCCUCCCCAAGGGCAAUUCUAACGAAAGCAGGGAUGGACAUGCUGGAGAAGAAAAGGUCACAGCAUGUGGUUGUCCCUGCGCUCAACUGGCUCUAUGCCACGCUUUACGAGGCAAGUGCAUUUGGAUAUGCCACAGAAGUCGCUGAGAAGGUUGGAUAUAAGAAAGAACUUGAAGCUGCGAUCCGUGGACUGCGGGAAAUGCACCGACGUGGAAUCGUAGUCCUGCCUGGCGGGGACUACGGCUUUGCCUGGACACCUCAUGGAACAUAUGCCCGGGAUCUCGAGCAUUUCACCAAAUUCCUUGGCUUUACACCGCAUGAAGCCAUAAUUGCAGCGACAUACGGCGUAGCAAAACUGUUCAUGAGGUCGCACGAGAUGGGCCAGAUCAAAGCAGGAAACUUCGCAGAUUGCGUUCUAGUCGAUGGGGAUCCGCUGGACGAUAUCACCAUCUUACAGAAUCAUCAAAGGCUUAAUGUGAUUAUCAUCAACGGACGAGUUCACAAAGCUGGACGGAGGGAGCUGCUGGUGCCGAAUAUGGCUGCCCAUGAGCUCACGCAGAGAAUCACGCAGGGAGUCGAGGAGUUGGAGAUUGUAACGCCUAUGCAAAAGGCAUAUUGAUUAUUUUGUAUUGUAAUUGAAUAUUUGAUAGUAUUGAAUAGUUUUAUAGUAUUAAUACAUUGCAUAAGCGGA
Messenger RNA from Aspergillus versicolor CBS 583.65, 1665 nucleotides. RefSeq lists its product as uncharacterized. The record is from RefSeq and is a predicted model, not a curated record. Gene Ontology annotation, molecular function: hydrolase activity, acting on carbon-nitrogen (but not peptide) bonds. The transcript is spliced from 6 exons. NCBI's taxonomy places the organism in Eukaryota, Fungi, Ascomycota, Eurotiomycetes, Eurotiales, Aspergillaceae. Bases 79 to 1593 code for a protein of 504 amino acids.